UUUAUUCCAAACCUUACAACUUCGUCCCACCAACUAACUUAUGAGUUCUAAUCUAAACCUUGCAACGUCCAUUGUUCUAAAAAGCAAAGUUUGACAUUGUUUGUCUUAUUUUGUUUCCAAAUAUGAUCUGCACGGAGUCAAAUCACCAGCGUAUUUCCUUCUCCAGUGAUCUUGGCCAAUCCGAUAACGCACCACCACCACAUGUACUAGAACCACCAGCCCUUAUCCGAAGAGACGAAUCUCUUCUUGAUUCAUCAAACUCUUCUUUCGAGUUCCACAUCUCAAACAACUUUGAUCCUGGAGACUCCUCUCCAGCCGAUGAGAUCUUUGCUGACGGCAUGAUCCUCCCUUUCCAUGUCACACCAGCUUCCACCGCGCCAAAACGUCUCUACAAGUACGAACUCCCUCCCAUCACCUCCUCUCUUUCCCCAUCUCCUCUCCCUCCACAACCGUUACCGCCAAAACACAACGAGAAGGAGACCAACGGGCGAGCUAGCGGUGCAAACUCUGACUCAGAAGCAGAGAAGUCGUCAAAGUCGUUUUGGAGUUUCAAGAGAAGCUCCAGCCUCAACUGCGAUAUCAAGAAGAGUCUGAUCUGUUCGUUUCCUCGUCUCACGAGAAGCAACUCUACAGGUUCGGUUACUAAUUCAAAGAGAGCAAUGCUGAGAGAUGUUAACAACCACCAUAGGGUCUCUCCUACUUCUUCUUCUUCUUCUUCCUCUAUCUGUUGCAACUAUCACUUCAGGCCACAAAGGCAUGCAGGCAAGAAAGAUGAAGCUGGAGGAAGCUUUUCGGUUAUCCCAGUCCUCAAUGGUCCGUCUACGUUUGGGUUAGGAUCGUUUCUACGUCACUCAAAAGAUAAGACCAAGAAGAAGAAGAAGAACAAGAAGUAGAUGGUUUACAUGAACAGAGUUUCGAUGUAUUAAUUGUUUUUCCUCUCGUUUGAUUGAUUGUUAUCUAUAAAUUGUUGGGUGUUUUCUUGGGUUACUACCAAACGUUGUUGCUGCAGUAUUUUUAACUGGACACAACGGCAGUGUGACAUGUUGGUAAUCAGACUAAAGUGG
Molecule: messenger RNA, 1064 nt
Organism: Raphanus sativus (radish)
Lineage: Eukaryota; Viridiplantae; Streptophyta; Magnoliopsida; Brassicales; Brassicaceae
Exons: 1
Coding region: 123-893 (256 amino acids)
Source: RefSeq, a predicted model, not a curated record